Molecule: messenger RNA, 2134 nt
Organism: Bolinopsis microptera
Lineage: Eukaryota; Metazoa; Ctenophora; Tentaculata; Lobata; Bolinopsidae
Cellular component (GO): nucleus
Molecular function (GO): RNA binding; ATP binding; RNA helicase activity
Source: RefSeq, a predicted model, not a curated record
CAAGUCCUCAAUUGAGAACUGCAGAAAAUAUCAAACUAUGCACAAGAUAGCUAGAUCGAUUUCUUGCAAUAGGCAGGCCACGCGAGCACUGGCUGGAAACAAGAUGUACCCAACGCCUCCCCAGCACUACCAUGGUGGCUACAGCAGUGGGAUGAACCACAUGGUUAACCAGUUCAGUGAGAUGAACAUGUCUACUCGCAGUGGUGGCCGAGGACGUGGCCCUAGUGUUCCCAGGUAUCCUGGAGUUCGCAUGUACCGGGACGAUUACAGGAGAGAUCGUCCAGACGACCGCAGAUCUAACCGUUACAAUAAUGACGAUGAGGGUGGUGAUAAUUACGGAGGCAACAGUUACGGCGGUGGAAAUGAUUAUUAUAACAGCGGACCCAGAGGUGGAUACAACGGAGGUGGUGGUGGAGGUGGAGGAGGUAGAGGAAGAGGAGGUAUGUACCAGAACAUGCCCCAACAUGGCGGGGGACGAGGGGGUUACUACCCACGCAACAAGUUCCAACCACCAAAUAUGGGGGGAGCUGGCGGCGAAUUCUCUCCCUACCAAGGAAAUAUGAGACGUGGUAAUAGUCGAGGUGACUUCCAAGGAGGUAACGAUUGGAGGGGCGGGUUCGGCGAGCAAGUUGAGCGAGACGAUUUCUACCCUGACAGAGUAUCUACCCACAUUCUCAACAGCAGUGAGAGAUACCAGAAGGAUUGGAGUAUCAUGGCUCCCAGAGACGUCGCCAUGGAGAACAAACUAUUCAAGAAACAAUUCGUACAAGUAGAGAUUAACUUUGAUAACUGGAAGAACAUCCCGGUUGAAACCUCUGGAACUAACCUACCUGAACCAAUCAGCACAUUCAAGGAUAUUGGACUAGGAGAGAUCCUGGAGAACAAUAUUAAGUUAGCUGGAAUUCUGCAACCUACCCCUGUUCAGAUGUACUCUACUAGCAUCGUUAAGAACGGCCGAGAUCUCAUGGCUUGUGCCCAAACAGGUUCCGGCAAGACAGCAGCGUUCCUGAUUCCCAUCCUGUCCAACCUGUUUGAGAACGGACCACCCCAAGAACUGAAGGACGGAACCAGCAUGGCACACAGAGUGUCACCUCUUGUUCUCAUCCUCGCUCCCACCAGGGAACUUGCUAGUCAGAUAUUCGAGAUGACGCAACACCUUUGCUACAGGUCCUGUGUGAGACCGUAUGUAGUGUACGGAGGAUCCAACAUAGACAAGUGCAUAGACCAGCUUUCUCUUGGAGUUGAGAUUCUUGUAGCUACACCAGGACGACUCAUUGACCUGUUGAACAGAGGAGAAGUUAACUUAUCUAUGGUUAAAUUCCUAGUACUCGAUGAAGCUGACAGGAUGUUGGACAUGGGAUUCGAGAAGGAUAUCAGAACUAUAGUAACUGAUUACAAAAUGGGUAUCGCCGGCAAGCGACAAACUCUCAUGUUCAGUGCUACAUUCCCCAAACCUAUUCAGCUGCUAGCUAAGGAGUUUAUGGACGACUACAUCUUCUUGACUGUAGGAAGGAUAGGAUCUACCAAUGAUAUCAUCACACAGAAACUUAACUAUGUGAGACGAAAUGACAAGAUUCCUGAAUUGCUUCGUGUACUUACAGAAGAAACCAAAGACCGAAUUCUCGUGUUCGUACGUACAAAGCACGAUACCGAGAAGAUUCAGGGAGUCCUAAAGGACGAAGGACACAGUGUUAUCAGUAUUCACGGUAACAAAUCCCAGAGAAUGCGUGAAAACGCUUACCAGUUCAGGAACGGUGAUAAGAACGUUUUGGUGGCAACUGAGGUUGCAGCUCGAGGUCUCGAUAUCCCCAACAUCAGUCACGUGGUCAACUUUGACAUGCCUGAUACCAUCGAGAACUAUGUGCAUAGGAUCGGUCGUACAGGAAGGAUGGGUAACCCAGGACGUGCCACCUCGUUCUUCUGCGAGAGUGACUGGCACAUCGCACCCGAACUAGCUGAGCUGCUGAAAGAGAGCAGCCAGGAAGUACCCCAGUUCCUCGCUAAGAUGAAAUACAACAACAGCACUGUAUCAGGCGGCGGCGGUGGUGGACACAAGAAAUCGUUCACUCAGGACAGGUUUGGAGGUCGGGACUACAGACGAGGCCCUCAGUUCAUCCCCUUUUCAGAUACUUAA